This is a messenger RNA of Ochotona princeps (American pika), 1841 nucleotides long. RefSeq names its product cyclase associated actin cytoskeleton regulatory protein 2 (gene CAP2). The record is from RefSeq and is a predicted model, not a curated record. Gene Ontology annotation, biological process: regulation of adenylate cyclase activity; cytoskeleton organization; cell morphogenesis. Gene Ontology annotation, molecular function: actin binding; adenylate cyclase binding. The transcript has 13 exons. Gene Ontology annotation, cellular component: cytoplasm. Lineage: Eukaryota; Metazoa; Chordata; Mammalia; Lagomorpha; Ochotonidae. Bases 160 to 1593 code for a protein of 477 amino acids.
UCUCUCCCCGGAGCAGCGUGACUGACACCGGCUCACAUUCCGGGGAGGGAAGGGGGUGGAGGCGGCGGGGAGGAGACAAGGAGCGCGGCGGAAGGAGGGAGCCAGGGGCCGAGCGCGGAUUUGCAAGGCGCAGGAUUGGGCUCCCAACACCAGAGCAGAAUGGCCGACAUGCAGGGCCUGAUGGAGAGACUUGAGCAAGCGGUCAGCCGGCUGGAGCAGCUGUCCGCGGAGUGCCACCGGCCUCCCGGCCACUGCGGCGAAGUCAACGGUGUCAACGGAGGUGUGGCUCCCUCUGUGGAAGCCUUCGAUAAGCUGAUGAACAGCAUGGUGGCCGAGUUUUUAAAGAACAGCAGGAUCCUGGCUGGGGAUGUAGAGACCCAUGCAGAAAUGGUACACAGCGCUUUCCAGGCCCAGCGGGCUUUCCUCGUCCUCGCCUCUCAGUAUCAACAACCGCAAGAGAAUGACGUGGCCGCGCUUCUAAAACCCAUAUCAGAGAAAAUUCAAGAGAUCCAGACAUUCCGGGAGCGAAACCGGGGAAGCGCCAUGUUUAAUCACCUGUCGGCCGUCAGCGAGAGCAUUCCCGCCCUCGGAUGGAUUGCCGUGUCCCCCAAACCCGGUCCUUAUGUCAAGGAGAUGAACGAUGCUGCCACGUUUUACACUAACAGGGUCUUAAAGGACUACAAACACAGUGAUUUGCGCCAUGUGGAUUGGGUGAAGUCGUAUCUGAACAUUUGGAGUGAGCUUCAAGCAUACAUCAAGGAGCACCACACCACAGGCCUCACUUGGAGCAAAACAGGUCCAGUCGCAACGACGACGACAUCUGCAUUUUCUGUGCUGUCCUCGGGGCCUGGACUCCCCCCACCUCCUCCACCUCCACCUCCUCCAGGACCACCUCCACUUUUUGAAAAUGAAGGCAGAAAAGAGGACUCCUCGCCAUCACGCUCAGCUUUGUUUGCCCAGCUUAACCAGGGAGAAGCAAUUACAAAAGGGCUGCGGCAUGUCACCGAUGACCAGAAGACGUACAAGAAUCCCAGCCUGCGUGCUCAAGGACAAACUCCAUCUCCAACCAAAAGCCACACCCCGAGCCCUACCUCGCCCAAAUCCCUUCCCGCUCAGAAACACUCUCCAGUGUUUGAGUUAGAAGGAAAGAAGUGGAGAGUGGAGUACCAAGAAGACCGGAAUGACCUGAUGAUUCCAGAGACGGAGCUGAAGCAAGUAGCCUACAUCUUCAAAUGCAGCAAAUCCACUCUCCAGAUGAAAGGGAAAAUAAACUCCAUUACAAUCGACAACUGUAAGAAGUUUGGCCUGGUGUUUGACAAUGUGGUGGGCAUCGUGGAAGUGAUCAACUCCAAGGAUAUUCAAAUCCAGGUGAUGGGGAGAGUGCCAACCAUUUCCAUUAAUAAGACAGAAGGUUGCCACAUAUACCUUAGUGAGGAUGCAUUAGACUGUGAGAUCGUGAGCGCCACAUCCUCCGAGAUGAACAUCCUGGUCCCUCAGGAUGGUGAUUAUAGGGAAUUUCCCGUUCCGGAACAGUUCAAGACAUCGUGGGAUGGUUCCAAGUUGGUCACUGAACCUGCCGAAAUUAUGGGCUGACCUUCAGGGAGAAAGAGCUGCUUCACCUGAAAAUCCACCCCUCCCCCUUUCCCCACUAAGUGGACGAGCAAAGCAGCAUUAAGGAGCUAGAAGUGGCUGUGGUUUGGGGCCUCCGGCGCAGCUCGUGUCUAGCACGCCUUUGUGGGUCUUUUGAAAUCUUUAGCAUUUCUUCAUGGUUUGCGUUUGUGUGUGAUUGUAGUUCCACAUGACGGCUGUGAUCACUGAGGGUUUAAAGGAAGCAGAAUUUU